UUUUUGUGUCAGAAUGGCCGAACGAGCGCUGACGGCGAGCACUCGGGUGGUUCAGCGGGCAUUGGCUCUACUUGGUGUUCAUAGUGUGUUCAGCAGUGUGUGGGGGUUCCUGGAUUCCACCAUAAGAUGGAGUUGGAUCCCUGACUGGUUGCCGUCCUGGUGUCCAACUUCUCAGAGCCAGCUAACGAUAGCAGAGGACAAGAUGAUGAGAUGUGUUCAUAGUACUUUCACUAAAAAGUACAUCCCCAUCUCCAACAACAACCAGCUGUGGACACUGAGCUUUAGCAAUGAUGGUGUUAAAGGAAAAACUCCGCUGGUUCUGAUCCAUGGUUUCGGGGGCGGUGUGGGACUUUGGGUCCAAAACAUUGAUGCGUUGUGCCAGUGCCGACCCCUUUACGCUCUGGAUGUCUUGGGCUUCGGUCAGAGCAGCAGGCCUCAGUUCUCUGCAGAUGCUGAGGAGGCAGAGGACCAGUUUGUGGAGUCCAUAGAGCAGUGGAGGGCCGGAGUGGGUCUGGACACCAUGAUCUUGCUCGGGCACAACCUGGGAGGUUACGUGGCCACGUCGUACUCCAUGAAAUAUCCACACAGAGUAAAGCACAUAAUCUUGGUGGAGCCGUGGGGAUUCCCCGAGCAUGCCGACACAGCAGAGUUGGACCGUCCCAUCCCAGUCUGGAUCAAAGCCCUGGGGGCCAUCUUCCGACUCUUCAACCCUCUGGCUGCUCUGCGGCUGGUCGGACCUCUGGGUCCCACUCUGCUCCAGACUCUGAGACCCGACCUGAAGAAGAAGUUUUCUUCUAUGUUCAGUGACAACACUGUGUCAGAUUACAUCUACCACCUGAAUGUUCAAAGCCCCAGUGGGGAGACCGCUUUCAAGAACAUGACUGUUCCUUCUGGCUGGGCCAGGAGACCCAUGCUCAAAAGGAUGGACCAGCUUCACCCUGAGAUCCCGGUGACCAUCAUCUAUGGCUCGCGCUCCAGUAUAGACAGCAACUCCGGUGGCACCAUCAAAGAAAUGAGGCCAAACUCUCAGGUGGAGCUCAUUACGAUCCGUGGAGCCGGACACUAUGUGUACGCUGACCAGCCAGAAGAUUUCAACCACAGAGUGUUGCAAGUCUGUGAACAAGUGGACUGAAACAGAGACAAGUGCCAACAACUUUGGAGAAAAUGGGUUGCAUCAGUAACACUCGUGUUGUGAGCGACUGGUGUGGAACCUCGCAUGCUUCCAUGGAUACCAUUUUUACCCACCAUGUCUCUGAUAGAGGAGUGUGGAGCCUUCUUGGCUCUUGAACUCUGUACACGGAUAUCAACAUCCCCAUGUGGGGGUGCAGAGCAAGUUCCCUGCCCCCACAGUACCAACACGACAAGCAAACCAACAAAUUCUCUCCUGUGAACUGCUUUUAUAAGCUGUGCUAGUGUGACGCAUUCAAACAGAUAUGUACACUAAUUGUGUUGGCAGAUACAAAAACAACUUGUGGAGAGGGUGCAAAUCCAUCUGGGGGCUUUUCCCAACACACUUUACAAUGUAAGUAUCGGAAUAGCUGUGCAAAACCUGGUGCUGGGUGCAAGGGGGGGUCGGAUUUAUUGUUUUCAUCAGAGAUGGGUGUGUGGUCGUCUGAACAUACAAACCAACCAGAGUGGCGCCUGUUACUCCCUUUAAACUGCACUGCACCAGGCGCACACAGUGCUGAGGUAUCCACCAAGAGGCAGCAUGUCAAAGGAUUUAUGGUGCAUGAGCAGAGUAACAUCAAGUGGUCAGAGUGCACAGCACACAGUGGCCACCAAAGCCCCCUGAGGUGAAGCAGUAUGGUGAUGUUUCAUAUUUUUCCACGAGUGUUUAUUUUUGUUUAAUUUAAUAAUUGUUUUCAGUUCACGUUCAUAAUUAAUUUACAGCAGAAACUUUUGUGUGUCUCUGAGUGAGACGUUUCUCCUCCCUCUUUUUCUUUCUCUUAAUACAUGUCAUAUUGAUAUUAUAUCUUUACAGGUCACUGUGACGAUAUGUGCGAGGGGAAUGCACAGCUAUUAUGAAUCCACUUAUGCAAGGUGUGUCUGAGUGUUGCAUUCCCUGUACAG
This is a messenger RNA of Thalassophryne amazonica, 2070 nucleotides long. RefSeq names its product abhydrolase domain containing 5a (gene abhd5a). Gene Ontology annotation, biological process: positive regulation of triglyceride catabolic process; negative regulation of triglyceride storage. The coding region runs from base 14 to 1132 and encodes 372 amino acids. NCBI's taxonomy places the organism in Eukaryota, Metazoa, Chordata, Actinopteri, Batrachoidiformes, Batrachoididae. Gene Ontology annotation, cellular component: lipid droplet. The transcript has 8 exons. The record is from RefSeq and is a predicted model, not a curated record.